ACGUCCAAAAAAACUCUUCAAGACAUAGAAAAAAAUAUGGAAAAUAUUCGGGAUCCAGAAAAAGAUUGGCUUUCAAAGGACUGAUCUUCAAGGUUGGCGAGUUUGUGAAGGUAGUGCCUCCCUGCAUGGAACUCUGUUAUGAACACGUGACUUAGACCUUUGGUCAAUCGGAAUAAACACGCUGAAGCAAGUACUACACCCUUCAAAAAAGACCUAGAAAGAAUCAAUAAGCUGUGAAGGAAACCUUAAGUCAGAAAUAAGAAACGAAACAGCCGUAUUGUCUAUCGGAUUGGACUUCUAAUUCCUGUACAUAGAUGAGCAUUAGUGUAUACUGAUGGAUGCAAAAGAAUGAAGAAUAUUUUGGGAUUUUAUGUCAUCGUGCUUGCCUUUUGCGGGUUUGAAUCCGCCAUGAACGUCAAUGAUGAACCAGACUUAUGCGCGUCUCUGUGCUCAGAUCUUUCCAAUGGUUUCCCAGAGGAAAAUCCUAAAAAUUCAGACCUAAACAAGAUUUUACAAGACAGCUUGGUAGAAAAAAAGUGCGACUGCAGUAACAUCAAUAAAUCAGACUUAAAGAGAAAGAGGAGGUCUGUUGCUACAAGCAGCGUACCAAAACCAACGAUAUCAAUUGGGAACCAAACAAAUGAAAAUAGUGCUAACGAAAAGAACAAUGUCACAGAGAACAAUGACAAAGACCAAGGUGAAAUACCUGGAUUCAGUCCCAACAAAGGCAUUAAGUUUGUGAAUCCUUCACCUUACUGUAAUUACACCGUACGAGAAGGUCAAAACAAAAGGAAAACAAAAUAUAUAAAAUCUAUUGACGUGGCUUUUACAGAUCCUGCUCAAGGUUCCUUCAAUGUCUCUUGGGAGCCUCCUAAAGCAGAUCUUGAUAACGUUACUGAUUUUCUGGUCUUGUGGAACAGCCAACCAAAACCUAACGAAUUACCAGACUUUGAUAAGAACUUUGUACACUGCAAGGCAGUUCCCAAGAAUCAAAGCUUUGCUAUUAUCCAAGAAAAUACUGGCUGGGAAUACCCCCAAAAACUCUAUCUUACCGUUGUAACGAUUCCACAAGGUCUAUAUGGAUCGCUUAUCGACUUACAAACCUUCAAUCCAAUGGGUAAUCCCAUCAUUGUUCCCGUUCCUCCAAAGAAAUAUGGGAAAGAUGUUACUCUACAAACAGGAUCAAUAGCUGGAGGUGUCAUAGCAGGAGUUGCCUUCAUUACUGUCCUGUUCGUCCUACUGUAUCGUAGGAAAUGUGUACAUUCAGAAACCCCUGAUAACGAAAGUAAGUAUCACAUCCUUCCAGUCAUUGAUCUUAAAAUAUAUACGUCAAUCAUCUAUUUUUUUCUUCCUUCCAUCCAUUCAUCCAUCCAUCCAUCCCAUCCAUCCAUCCAUCCAUUCAUCCAUCCGUCGGUCCGUCCAUCAAUCCAUCCAUCCAUCUACCUCUCCAUCCAUUCCUUCCUUCCUUCCACCAUCCUUCCAUCCACACCACAGUCCGUUGAACCACCCCAUCUAUCCAUGCAUCUCUCUCAUGUUGUUACUAUUUUUGAUCUUAUCUUAAUAGUUGGCAUYACAAUUCCAUUUGCAAAUAACGCUGAUGGACUUCCAAAGAUCUUAAAUGAUUCCAAACCAAAAAACGUCGACAUCUACUUUGGAUCGUAUCUUCCUGAAAGCGAGAAAUACGCCAAUGAGGUUGCGACCAUCGCAAGCAUGCUGCGCGCGCAUGGUUACCGCGUCAUAUUCGACCAAGUAGACUCCGUUGAGCUUAACAGUAUGGGAUUCAACUUAUGGGUUGAGAAGCAAAUCCUCGAGGCUAAAAAAUAUAUCGUAUUUUGCUCCCCUGGCUACUUAAAGCUCUGGCAAACAUUAGCAACCAAUGUUCAAGACGACAAGCUAAAUCACAUUAAUAAGGAAGAUCUAGUGCGCGUGCGUUACGAGAUCAAACGUAUCACCGAUAUCUACUCGGAAUCGUGUUCAACGUCGAAAAUAAUCUGCAUCAAAAUGGAUCAAAAAUUGAACAUGAAGUCUUUACCACCAUGGAUGAACCACAAUAUGUUAUUAUGGCCUGAACAAAAGUAUGACAUCAUACGAAGACUGAAUGACCAAGCAGCUAUGAUUAUGGAUCUGUAAGCAUGACUUAUCAUCGUUAGACACUUAACUUGCAACGCAGUC
This is a messenger RNA of Actinia tenebrosa (Australian red waratah sea anemone), 2172 nucleotides long. RefSeq lists its product as uncharacterized. The record is from RefSeq and is a predicted model, not a curated record. NCBI's taxonomy places the organism in Eukaryota, Metazoa, Cnidaria, Anthozoa, Actiniaria, Actiniidae.